Molecule: messenger RNA, 7420 nt
Organism: Mya arenaria
Lineage: Eukaryota; Metazoa; Mollusca; Bivalvia; Myida; Myidae
Product: oxysterol-binding protein-related protein 1-like
Exons: 27
Coding region: 251-3166 (971 amino acids)
Cellular component (GO): membrane; cytosol; intracellular membrane-bounded organelle
Molecular function (GO): protein binding; sterol binding
Source: RefSeq, a predicted model, not a curated record
UAAAUGAGAUAGGGACAAAUAUUUUCUACAGUACAGUAGAGUACAGGAUGUACUGAAAACAGGAUGUCAUUCAAAUUACACAGGAUCUUAUAAAUAAGGGAGAAAGUAAUCUGUUGGAUACGCAAGAAUAUUUGGAAUAUGCUCCGUAACACACUGAUUGGGAUUCAAACCCGCCACAUGUCAUAAUUUACUGCUAGGUGCAUCCACAGGUGGUUAGCGUGUGAGUGAAAUGUUGACCAUUUAGAUCAAGAUGUCAUCUGGAGCGUCCGAAUCUGAAGAAGAAAUAUCUAUUGAGGAAUCCCUGCUGCUAUGCGCACGGCGCGGUCAGACAAACAUAAUACAUGACAUUUUGCAGAGCAAAAAACAGGGCACAGUCCAACUGAACAUAAACUGUAAAGGCAGUCAGAAAGCCAACAGGGGCUGGACCCCUCUUCAUCUAGCAGCCUAUUUUGGACACACAGACAGUGUCAAACUGUUACUACAAUUUGGUGCGAGGGUAAAUGAAGUGAACAACGUCGGUGAUACAGCAUUACACAAGGCAGUCCUCACAAAUAGACUUGAAGUUGUGCGAACAUUGCUAGCUGGUGCAGCUGAUGUGUCUUUAAUAAAUGCAGAAGGCCAAAAAGCUGGAAACCUGACCACUAAUAAGGAGAUAAUCAGGCUUAUUGAUGCUGCAGAGGAACAUGAUGCCAGCAAAAUGGAGGAGGAGUUUAUGUCAUCAGUGCGGGAGGGCCAUCUGGAUAAAAUACAGGAACUGGUGUCAAGUGGCCGGUUUAGCCGUAUGGACUGUCGGGACAGUUUCGGGAACACAGCCCUGCAUGUGGCAGCCCAAUCGGGACAGAAGGAAGUGGCUGUCUACCUACUGCAGCAAGGCGUUCAUACCAACACCAAGAACAAACAGGGUCAGUUGGCAUCGGAGGUUGCCCGAACCGAGCCUAUGAAACAGCUUCUCCAUGUUCAACCUCGAAAGACAGCUGUGAAAAUGCCUGCACGCUUCGAAGGACUCCUCAUUAAGAAGCGGUUUAUGGGGACAACGCCAGUCUGGGUGGUGCUUGAGAGAGGGGUUCUCUCUUACUUCAAAAAUAGAGGGGAUGCUUCCACUGGUGCUAAACGGAGGGGAAUGAAAUACCUGGACAAUGCAACUCUGAAGACAUCAGAAACAAUUAUCUACGACUUUCUAAUCCAGUACUCUGAUGGGACAUAUCACAGACUGGGGAUUGACCCUGGGGCUUCUAAUGUCAGGGUGGGGCAUGACCCUGUCACUGGCGAGGUCAUUACUAGACAGGUGUGGAUCAAUGCAUUAAAAGAGCACAUAGCAUACAACACCCACUACAUUGACCAGGGUAGACAGAAACAUGUGGAAACCACUGAGAUUGAGCCUUGUAUCACCAUGCAGGAGGCACUCAAGGUAGCCCUGGCUCACAAAGAUGUUUUAGAGCACCAUGUCGGCCAGCUGUCCAAUUUUGUAACCUCAGCCAACAACCUCACACAGAAUAACAAUGUCGACAAGUUGACAGCAGAAUUAGAGAAGACAAUAACGUAUUCCCGUGACAUGUACAACACAUUGUCAAAGUGCCUUAUCAUCUAUAUGCAAGAAGAACAGUACCGAGAAAAAGAACAGCAUGAGUUAAAAGAAAAGAACAGAAUACUGGAAGAAUCAUUACAUGCCCUGGCAAUUGAACAUCAUGAACUGGAGCGUUCAUAUUCUCACAGCGUGCGGGCUAGGUCAUUUUCAUUAGAUGAUGAAGAGUUCUUCGACUGUGAUGACGAUGACAAUAUUGAUAUUCACCUCCCAUUGUCAUUACCCAUGGACAGGCGAUCCAUGGUGUCAGACAUGUCCUACCAGUCUUGCCAAUUUGACCUCAACACAGCCGACAGUGAGAAUAAGCCAGUUAACUACCAAUUGCAGCUUGGUGGAAGGACGGAUCUUCCUGUCCCAAUGUUUGACAGGAACGACUUCAGUAUCUGGAGCAUCUUAAAACAAUGCAUUGGCAAGGAGCUGUCCAAGAUCACUAUGCCUGUUGUGUUCAAUGAGCCACUCACCUUCCUACAGCGAAUCACCGAAUACCUGGAGUACUCAACUCUUCUAGACAUGGCAGCCAAACAGGAUAAUCCUGUUGAUAGACUCAUGUAUGUAUCAGCAUUUGCUGUCUCUGCAAUAUCAUCCAACUGGGACCGGAUAGGAAAACCAUUCAACCCGUUGCUAGGAGAGACAUAUGAACUAGACAGACCAGACUUGGGUUUCCGGCUGGUAUCCGAACAGGUUUGCCACCAUCCGCCAAUCAGUGCCUUCCAUAUUGAAGCAGAGAACUACAAGUUUCAAGGAUCCAUUCUCCCAAAACUCAAGUUCUGGGGAAAAUCAGUAGAAGUUAACCCUAAAGGGACAUUAACUCUAGAAUUUCCAAAGCAUGGUGAGACGUAUACCUGGCAAAAUGUGAACUGCUGUGUUCAUAAUGUCAUCGUGGGGAAGAUAUGGAUCGAACAUACUGGUGUUAUGGAAAUAGUAAAUCACAAGACCAAACACAAGGCUGUGCUAAACUUCAAACAAGGAGGCUGGUUUGGCAAGGAUCUGCACAAGGUGGAGGGAUUCAUUUAUGAUCCAAGCAAGCGAAAGAUGAAAGCCCUGUAUGGCAGCUGGAUCUAUGAUCUGUUUGGUGUGGAUAAUGAUGCCUUUGAGGAUUACAUGAAGAAUAAACCCAGCAGUCCAAAGCAUACCUCCUCUGAAAACGGUGAUUCGUCCGAGGUAGAAGACAACAUCCCCACACACCAUCUGUCUGCCUUUAACCUGAAUAUACCCGGUCAAGUUGCGCUGUGGAGCUAUACACCCAGACCUUCUAAUACUGAUCAGUACUUCAGUUUUACCUAUUUCUCUAUGGCGCUGAACGAGCUAGUGGACGGCAUGCAGGACACGCUCCCCCCGACAGACUCCCGACUAAGGCCAGAUGUACGCAUCCUAGAGCAGGGAAAUAUAGAGGUGGCCGGUGAAGAAAAACACAGGGUUGAGGAAAAACAGAGGUCUGCUCGCAAGGAUCGUAAAAAGCGCAAUGUGGAAUGGAGCCCUUUAUGGUUUCAGUUUGGGAAAAACCAGGUCACUGAGAAAGAAGACUGGAUUUACAACGGAAAAUACUGGGACAGAGAAUGGUCUCAAUGUCCAGACAUCUUUUGACAACAAUGUUCCUAGUCAUCCAAUAUUUUAACUGUACCUCAGGGGUGGGAAGAGCUCUACCAAGGAAGUAACAGAGCAGAACUUUAUGCCCUAAAUGAGAGUGGGUUAGUGGGUUAUAGAAGCUUAUCUGUCACUAGUAGCAGCACUACUAUGCCAAAUGGUGUAUCUGGUUUUAGGUGCAAGUUAAGGUGUAAUAAUUCGCACCUACACAGUACUCUACUUUGUCGAAGGGAGAAAUCAUGUUUUAUAGGAAGUGCUCCUCUUUUUAUAGUAAAGAUAAAAUUCAUGUGUUCUUAACUCCUAUUAUUAUGCAAAUUGAUUGUUUUUGUAGACAGUAUCAUAUAGAUUGCAUGUUAGUUCAUGCUUACUGUGAUAAUUUUGUUGUGAUGUAGGAGUGAAAUAAGUUAACAUUGGAGUCAUUUGUGUAAAAACCUAAUAUAAUCUUAUAGUAUGUUAAUAUUAAAUCAAUAUUGUACAUUUCGAGUAAUGAUAGAACAUUAUUGUAGUCUGAGUUUUUUGUUAAACUAUUAAUGAAAUAAAAACAUCCACCAGGGUUAAAACACAUUCAAUAAGCUGACCUGAAUCUAGGUUUUGUUGAAACAAUCCAAUAUAUCUUGUGGUUUAAUUUCAGUAAUUUUCCCUUUUCAUACUUUUUGCAAUACUUCUUCUAAUGACACUAAUAUUUAGUCCAUUUUUAUCUGUGCAAGCAAAAACAUAAUUCUGUGAAACUCUCAGACCUUGCAAAAAAGAUCAGCUUCAGUUUGCCUAAAAAAACACAUGAAAUAAAAACAUACACAGUUUAUUAUUAUCACACAUUCCAAAAAUGUUAGCAGAGAUAUGGUGUGAAUAGAUGUUGUGUGAUAAUUAUCAGCAGUUAUGAUAAAUACAUGUUGUUACAUUUAAACACUGUUAAUCCGAAAUUGUCAGGACCCAGAUAAAAAUUUCAAAAUAGCGAUAUUUGGGAUUAACAAUUUUUAGAAAUUUACUGUGUUCGCAAAAUAUAGAUGUCGUAAAAUAUUAAGUCGUGAAUAUUGCAAUGACAGUUACAUGUUACCAACAUGUUAUAUUUGGUUUUGAGUGAUUGUUCAGUGUACAUGUUUGUUGAAUUAUUGUUUAAUAAAUGACACUGAACUAUUAUAAUUAAUUUCUUGAUUAAAACAACAUUUAAAACAAAAUGACAGCACAUGUAUGCAUUUGGAACAUAGCACAGUUAAAACAAAGUAUGCUUAAAUAGCACUGAAACUACACGUAGUUAAUCAGUAUUGUUCGGUUUAUUUUUUAAAGAUUGAUGUGAUGUCUCCCUGCACUUUGUUGAUUCCGAUGAUGUGUUUCUUAGUCACCUAUCCUUGAAUUAUGUUAAUGAAGUUGUAAAAUUCAGUGCUAUCUGUCUGCUGCUCAUAAUAUUGUUUCAUUCCGGUGAUGGACAUGUUCUCAAUGUCAUUCUUUAACGAGCGCUAAUUGUGCAUCAUUAUCACCUCAACUGAUACCCAAGUGCUAUCGCAGUAUGGUGUGAAAAAAUAUUGAGAUGAUCAAAUUGGAAAUAAGGAUUGAUAAAUAGGUGUGAAUACUAAAUCGGGACCUUAAGUUUUACUUCGAAAUAGUGAUUAUUUGCGGAUUAUUGAUUAAAAAUUUAGUUAAACAAAGAAGAAAUAAAAUCGGGACCAAAAAAAAUAAUUUUGAAAUAGCGCUAAUUUCUGAUUAACGUUGUUGUGGGAAUAGUUUAAAUGUAUUUAAAAAUGUUGAUUUGUUUAAAUUUCACUUGAUUGUAUUGAAACUUGAACAGUAUAUAUAAACCUUAUAGUGUUUAGAAUAAUUUAAUCUUUAUUGAUAUUAUUUUGUUAUUAUACCAGAGGUGUUUCACUGAAUGACAUAAUUAUAAAAUGUAUAUAACAUGUUAAACUGAUUAAGUCAUAGCUCAACUUUGUUAAGCUUUAUUAUUGUUUUGUUAUUGUGUUAUAUUGUUUGUGUGUAAGAAAAUUAUCUUUGAAUGUAUUGUUUUCAUGAGUAUGGUAUUCUUCUCAUGCAAUAAAUUAUCUGAUUUAUAAAUUUACUUGAGAGCCCUCAAAAGGGCUUCUAAAAAGCCAGUUUUGCUUCUGCUGCAGGGUGCUUCUACCUCUUCGAGCCCCACAAGGGGCCUAAAGCGCUCCCAAAACCCAUCGUCAAAAUUGUUUCAGUCGUUCAGCUGCCGGGUGAAUCACAUCCCUGUAUAUGAAUUAGUUGAUGUCGCUGUGAUGUCAGGGAUUACACUCGAUUGGUACAUUCUUACUAAUCUUAAUAUUUCUGGUAUUAAAAUGAUGUGCAAUCUAUAGGCAAAUAAUGGGGAAGUAUUUAUUACAGUAUCUACACCAAUUUGUUGUUCGCCUAUUAUAGUUAAGUGUUUCUGAGGGAUAGCCAGUAAUCUGUGUUCUUUUCUGUACCUUUUUUCAUGAUUCUGAUUGUACUGUAUUUAGUUUUGCAUUAAGUAGUGGGUAUAAGGACAGUGUACCUGGUACAAGUCAUUAUAAUGUAUUUGUUCUGUUCCAUAAAAAAACAGAGGUUACUGAGCUACAUAAAUUGUUUUCAAAAGAGGGUUGCCCGGUAAAUAUGAAACAUUGAGAUCAUUACAACAUACAUCUUCUUUUCAGGGGCCCAAUCAAGAUUUUAGUCAGUCUUAGGUGUAAAUGGAAACUAUGGUAGUAGUGUCAUAAUUUUGUUGAAUUUGCUCAAUAUUUCUGUUAAUUAUAUUUAAGGCUAAAAUUAAAAUUUAACAAGCUUGCCAUCAUUUGUGAUUUAUCCACUAGUGAUGGUGCGAUGAACGAUUAUAGUUGAAUAACCGGCGAUGACACAAACUCACCCACCAUCGGUGAUAAUCAAUUUUCAUCAAACUUUAUUGUUAUACUUAAAAAAACUUGUAAAAUGUCACUUCUUCAGUCUUGACAUCAUAUAUUCAAAUAAGUGCUAUGAAUGCAUAAAGAAAUGGCUCAUUAUUUUAAUUUUCUCUUUUGUAAUUCAAUAUCUUAUGCCAGUUAUUAUAUGAUAUUUAAAUUAUCCAUUAUGGAAUUUGUCCGAUAUCCAAUACUAAUCCUCAUAGAAAUGGGCCCCUGGUUACAAAAUGUAUUAUAGAUGAGUAAAAUGAGAAUGAUAAUUGCUUGGGUUUUAUCUUUGAUUUAUAGAAUUGAAUUGAAACAAUUGAAUAUGCUGCAAUCUUUAACAUGCCUGAACAUUUAUGUGAUAGCAUUUGCAUUUAAGUGUAGAAUUCUUGUUACUGGUCAUGUGAUUCACAUGCACUACUGACAUUUGGGUACAAUUCUGAAUGAGAUCUAUCUGCAUUAGAUAGGCCACCAGUCCUAGAGCAUUAGAUUGGCCACCAGUCCUAGAGUGUCACAUACAAUAGUGUUUAGUAAUAAAAAAUAAAUUCAAAAAGUUCUACCAGAUUCACCAACUGUAUUCAUCCAACCAAUGACCACCAAUAGCACUAACCACCACUUUCCAAUGUUUUAUCUUCUCCAGGUCAGUGUAAUGCACCCAUCCAUAAUUUACUCCGGCACUUGUUCACCACUUUAUGUUUUAGAUAAACUCAUAAUUGUUAUAGAAUUGAAGAAUGAUUGAUGGUGAAGGUAUUGUCAUUAUAUUAAGCGUUGCUGUCAGCAGCAUUUGUGUGUAAGGCAAAAGCUACAACUUCUGCCAUAGCUGAAAAUCUGUGAACACUAUUAUCAGUGCCAAUGCAAAUGUGUAGCAAGGCCCAUAAUCAGGUUAAAAUGGUGUUGAAUUAUUAACCAACUGAUAAAAAAACAGACAAACGUUUGAAUCUGAUAUUAGAGAUCUUGUGUUGUAUUUCUACUUCAAUAUGUGAUAGAUUUAGAUGUUUUUGCGUAAUUUAUAGAAAGCUGUUGACAAUAAUUAGUCUUGAAUUUGUUGUCAAGUGCAUAUAGCAUAUAAGCGCAAUUUAUAUAUAUUUAUAAGUAUAUAGAAUUAUAUCUUCAAUUAAAAAUUUGUAAUUAAUGUAUGUUGUUGUUUUUAACUGGUUUUCUUUUCAGUUAAAACAAAAUUGUUCAUUGAUGAUUGUUCUCACAUUGAUUUUUCUGUAUAGAAUGUCACCAUAGUCAUUUUUUAGUCUACAUGUAUGUAUAUUUACAAUUCUGUGUUAACAUUCUUGUACAGAGGAAGAAGAUUACUAUAUUAUGAUUAAAUAUUAUACCAUGUUGUUUUCACACCAUUUUGUUAUGGAUUGAGUGCCACAUUAUUAAGUAGAAAAUAAAGAAAUUGAAUACUGAA